GAGGAAUAGGAAACAGUUUAGGUCCUGUCCUGUAGGGGCGCUCUUUCUACCAGCUGGAGCUUUAAUUUCAGUUCAAUAUGGCGCUGUUCGGGAGGAGGGCAAUUUUUGUUGGACGCUGUGCAGUUAGCUUGUUGUGCACUGCCAUCAGAACACAACAGGUACACAUCAGGCUUCCUUCGCACAUCCGGAGGAACUGGAUUUCUGUUGGCAUCUCAGGCGGCUUGUGUGCUGUUCCCUUUGUACAGGACAGCGUAUCCCAUGAAGCCUUAAUCCGUAGAGCCUCAUCUCUGCUGACCGACAGUGCCACUACCUUUCUGUCUCAAACUACACUGGCACUAGUGGACUCUCUCACUCAGUAUACUAAGACAGUGCAUACCCUCAUAACACUGCACAAGCGCUAUGUGGCCAAUAUCAACAGACUAAGUCCUGAAGAUGAGAACGCAGUAUGGCAGGUGAUAGUUAAACAGCGUGAGCAGCUCAUCAAAUACAAAGAAGACUGCAAGCAAUUUGAAAACAACUGGAUGAGUGCAAUUAAAUUGUCACAGCUGGCAGCUGAAGCAGCUUUUAAUGCAGGAGCUGACCAGGCUUCAGCCUCAGCACAGACUAACUUGCAGAUAGCACAGUCUCAUGUAGAACAGGCUCGACAGCACUAUCUUGAGGCAGAACAGAAACUGAAAGACAGCAAUGCGGAGUUCAGCGAGAGACCCAAGAUCACUUCACAUGCAGUGGCAGGAAACGAAGAAGAAAUUCCAGAGGCUUAUCUGAGAGAGGACUAGAGGACGAGCAGCAACAUAGACAUGCAGUUCUUCAUCUUCACCAAUCCAGAUAUUUGCUUUUGUGUCUGCAGUUUCGAUGUUUUUGCACAACGUUUUUUAAUAAUAAUUUUCUAAUAAAAAAAUUUAAUUACACAAGAGAUCAUAAAAACAAUGGGAAAAACAAACAAAAAAAUCACAGUGGGGAAUCCAUUUUUUAUUGUUAUUACUUUAUUACUAUUUUUGAAUGGUAUUUAUUUGUAAUAAUUUGGUUUAGAGAUUCAAUCAAAUUCUUGUAUCAUUUAAGAUAAAUUCAGUAAAUGUUAAAAUUGUCCUCAUCUGUUAAAUUAUUAUUUUUUUUUGUUUGUUUGUUUCAUUUGAAGAAUCCCUUAUGUUGUUUGGCUUCCUCUAUUAAAGGCAAAUUUACAAUAGAAAUAGAGUGGGUGUUGUUUCAGUUGGAGGAAGACACCUGACCUUAUAUACUGUGAAGCCUUUAUUCUGAUAUUUCUUGUGUGUGUGUGUGUAAGAAAAAUCUUGGAAUCUUGGCUUUUGUGAAACACUGCUGUAUAUAUGCUAAUCAAAUAAACUGUUUUGACGUGAA
Messenger RNA from Tachysurus fulvidraco (yellow catfish), 1353 nucleotides. RefSeq names its product diablo, IAP-binding mitochondrial protein b (gene diablob). The transcript has 6 exons. NCBI's taxonomy places the organism in Eukaryota, Metazoa, Chordata, Actinopteri, Siluriformes, Bagridae. Gene Ontology annotation, biological process: neuron apoptotic process; intrinsic apoptotic signaling pathway in response to oxidative stress. The record is from RefSeq and is a predicted model, not a curated record. The coding region runs from base 78 to 776 and encodes 232 amino acids. Gene Ontology annotation, cellular component: mitochondrion.